Naegleria gruberi is the source of this 7526-nucleotide messenger RNA. Its product is annotated as rasGEF domain-containing protein. The record is from RefSeq and is a predicted model, not a curated record. The transcript has a single exon. Gene Ontology annotation, biological process: positive regulation of GTPase activity; small GTPase-mediated signal transduction. Gene Ontology annotation, molecular function: guanyl-nucleotide exchange factor activity. NCBI's taxonomy places the organism in Eukaryota, Heterolobosea, Eutetramitea, Acrasida, Naegleriidae. The coding region runs from base 1 to 7512 and encodes 2503 amino acids.
AUGGACCAUCAUGAAUCAUCUAAUGUUGAUGAAGUAAAUCACUCAUCAAUAACCCAUCAUCAACCUGCUGUCAGCAAUCAAGAAGAUGAACAUCAAGAAGGAUCCACUUCAUCUUCUUCCUCUUCAACUAAUUCAUCAAGAAGAAGUAGUCUUUCUGAUGAUGAAGAAAAACAACUAGAUAAUACAUCACAACCACAAACAAUAACACCUCCAACUAGUCAUGAUGAUAGUACCACUACUACCAACAAUUCCAAUGAUAAUAAUAAUUCUACUGCUACUAUUGUGGAUACAAAAGUUGAAGGUAGUCCUUCUAAAUCUUCUUCUACUCAUCAUAAGGAGGCAAGUGAUGACAGCAGCAACAAUUCUGUAGAACAACCACAAGAAGCAAUUACAACAACAAUAGAAGAAGUAAAUCAUCAUUAUGAUGAACCAGUUUCCAACAAUUUGAAUUCUUCAACUACAAGUACAGCAGAAAUAACGAAUGUUGACCACGAUGAUCAUCAACAACAAGAAGUAUCAAAGGUACAAAGCGAGACUAUUGUCGAAGAACAGAAUACAAUUAUUGUAGAAGAAACACCUGUUGGCCAGGUCAUUAUUGACUCAUCACAAACAUCGUCCACUGAUGUUGUCCAACAAGAAGUAGUACUUGAUGAACCAGUUUCCACUAAUAUUACACAAGAAGAAACAUUGGUUUCUAGGGCAGACUCCAACAGUGAUGCUGUUGUAAUUGAACAACAAGAGGUAGCUGUUAGUAUCACUAAUGAUAAUACUACUACCAGUAAUUCAACUUCAUUUGUUGCUGAUGUUGCCAUCAGUGUUGAACAACCAACUCCACGUCUAAACGAAGAAGAAGAACCUGUACAACAACACACUGAAGUGACAUCAUCAUCAACUAGUCAAACAAGUGUUGAGCAUGACACUACCAGUUCUGCUAGCAGUUCUACAUCUUCCACCAAUAAUAAUAACACUGUUACUACAACUACAAGUGGAAAACUCACUAUUACUUCAUAUAAUGGACCUCUUCCUCCUCCACCUGCCACUCCUCCUCCACCAAUGACAGAAGAGGAAAAGAGACGUCAACAAAAGCUAAUGAAAAUGAUUGCUUCAACUCUCUCUGAUGACACUAAUGGAAAGAGCAGCGAGCAAAAAUCACCUUUACCAGUGAAUAUGCAAGCUAUGGAUCCAUUUUCAAUUGAGGAAAUUGAUCAAACACAGUGGAUGGUAUUGUUCAAUACUGGAUCUCUUCGUAAUCAGACAUCUAGAAGAAUUUUGAUGAGAUCAUCAAGUAUGAGAAUUCAACAACAUUCUAAUAGUAUGCUCAUUAGUAGCGGAGGUGGUAGUGUUAAUACAUCAUUGAAUACUCUUGGAUCACCUUCUGAACAAAAUGCACUCUCUCCUGCUACAGGCAAUUCCACCAAUGAAUCCAGUAGUAAUGGUACAAAAACAUCACCAAGCAAAGAAAAUUCAGAACAUAAGGGAUUACUUGUUAAAAACUUUUUCAGAUUCCUUUCUUACGGAGGUGGAUAUUUACAAAAAGUUACAAAGAAAUCAAGUGAUGCAGAUACUAAUUUGGAGGAAGUUGUUUAUUUCAAAUUCCCUCAUGUGAGACACUGUUUGCAAGUUUUCUAUAAACCAUUCAAGAUUUUGCAUUAUGAAGCAAAUCCAUACAGAAUGUCUCCUUUCAAACCACAAUAUGCAAUUCUUAAUUCUGAGGCUCCUACUAACAGUACUACGGUAACAACAGCAACACAAUCAACUGAACAUGAGGAUAAAUCAGCUAAGAAGAAUAAGAAGGAACAAAAGAAAUCAGAGGAAGAGGAGAAUCAAGAUACAAAUGAUGACGAUAUCUUACCUUCCAUGUCCAAGAUUUUAGACAUUGAAAAAGCCCAAGCUGAAAAGGCUACUGAAGUACAAACUUCUAAAGAUCCAGAGGAGCUUUUCCGUGCUACUGAACAAAUGGGUGACUUUACAGAAAGUGGCUUGUCCAAAAAGUUAAAGAAUGCCUUGUCUAGAAGUAGUAAUCGUGAUUCUAUUGCUGCUUCUGGUAGUGGUAAAUCAAGUUCAGCCGGUUCCCCUGCAGCAACAAACAGAGACAAGAGAAAAUCAAUUUGGAAUAAUAUCUUCAAGACUACUGCACAAAAUACCGAAUCUAGUACUAAGAAGGACGAUAAGGAAGGAAAGGAAGGAUCUGAAACUAAGAAGGAGGUUCCAACCAUCGAUCCAAACGAUCCAAACUUCCCAAGACAAAUGAGCUUCACCUCUCUUGUAACUAAUCAACAAAACCUUUCAGAGAAGGAAAUUGCCAAUCUUCAAAAGAAGACUGGUGAAAAGAAGGCUGUUGAUGCUUUUGAUGAAAUCGAUAUUUCCAAAUCUUUGAAAAAGAGUUUGGUUGAAAAGGCUAAGGAAUUGUGUGCUAAGCGUCCUCUUGAACUUUUGAAUGAACUCACUGCAGAACUGCAAAAGACUGACAGUUUGAGUGUUGAUCCUCAAAAGAAAUUGAACGAUAUUGCCGAAUUGAAUCGUAAAAAUGUUCAAAAGGAUACUAAGAGAUUGAUGGGAGUUUUACAACCAAGAUAUGAAUACAAACCACUCCAUACUACUAUGUGUCAAAGAUUCCCUGAAAUUGAAUAUCCUGUCAAGAAAAAGUUCAGAUUCCAAUUAUCAUGCAGCGAUUUUAUUUUUAUGGAUAGUACUGAACUCCAAAAUGAUCUAUUCACAUUCUCUGUUGCCAUCUAUGAUGCCAAAUAUUUAAAGAAGGUCAGCGAAGAUUAUCACUUCCACAUGUUCACUGAUGAACAAUUGAUGAAACUUCCAGAAUCCCUCCAUAAUUCUCUUCAAAAGAGAGGUGUUGCUAGAACUGAGAAGAGAUUAUUCUCAGUUUCUUCACCAAAUGAAGAAAUGUUUUUGGUAUUGUUUGUUAACCGUGUAUCCAAUGGCCCAACCAAGGAUACAAUCAAGGCACACAAGAAGAAGGAAUUUAGUUCCGAAUUUUUAGAAAAGAAGGACAAGUUGGCUUUCUUUAGGUAUCCAGCAUUCUUUGGAUUUGUACCUUUAUUUAAAAUCAAUGAGAAGAAGAUAGAGUUGACAUCUAGUAUUUUGAACUUUGAACAAAUGUUCUUUGUUGAAGGUGAUUACAAAAAUCCACUCAAUGUUUACUCUGCACUUAAGCAAAAGACUAAACACCAUUCUGUUAACGCUACAAUGAAGGUUUACGUUGAGUUGAUCAGUGAUCUUCAAAAGUACAAGUUAUCAAAACCAUCAGAAGAUACUGGAGCUGGUAUUGGUGAUAGUCAACUCAUAUACAAGCAAGAUUCUGAAGACAGUGGAAGUAUCAAUGAAGACCACUCAUCUUACCAAACACCAAACAAUUAUUUGGGAGAUGAUAGUACUGAUGUUGCCAAUGUUAUGGAAGAAGAAGAUGAAGAAAGUGAGGCCGAACGUCGUAAUUCAGUCAUCCUAAAUUCUGGUGAUUUCGGAAAAGCCCUCUUUGAAGAGCAAAUGAAGAUUUUAGAGUCUAUUUCAGUUAAUGAAAUUCCAUGGUACAAAAUCAGAUAUCCAUACAUGAACUUACAAAAUACUUUGUAUGUCUAUCCACAAGGUGUCAAAUUGGAAAAGGCUAAUGGUAAGAACAUUCUCAUUGAGGUAAUUUUCAGAGAAUCAGAUAGCACUAUUCCAACAUUGGAAGAGCUUCAAAAAUCUAAUCCAGUCAUUAUUAACAGAUUUACUUCUGAAAAGAAGCAUAGUGAAUUCUCUGCUCUUGAGUAUGAUAAUAAGACUCCACAAUUCCUUGAUGAAAUUAAGCUUGAUAUUCCAGCUGUUUCAAACAAGGGUAAUCACUUGCUUUUCACUUUCUAUCAUAUUGAUAUUGAUAAAAAGUCUAAUAAGCUAAAGUAUGAAUUCUUGGAUAGAAAGGAUGAUUUUGGUAACAGUGAUAGAGCAAUCCUAGGUUAUUCAUUCUUGGAUUUGACUGAAAAGAACAAGAUUUAUGAAGCUGACAAGGCACAAGCAAUCUAUCAACUCAAACAUACUGAUUUCCAAAAGCAAUUCUUUACUGGAGAACUCAGAGUAUACAAGGAACUCCAACCAGAUUACCUUACUAAGAGUCAAACUAAGGGCACUCUUGAAAAAAUAAGUGAUGCCAGAUUCAAGCUUAUGGCACAACUUGUUUCAACAAUCAAUCCACGUGAUGAUAUUUUGAAACUCUUCUUUGCCAGUAUUCACGAUUUGUAUAGCCCUGAGACUGAGAAUAAGGAAAAGAUUUUGGAAUACAUUUGCAGAUCCAUUUUGAUGAAGUUCUGUGAUAUUGACUUUUCCUUAUUUAUGCCUCACUUACCAAUUGUUAUGAAUAUUUUGUUUGAACUCAUGAGUAACAUUUCUGAUUUAUCUAUUCACUCUACUGAUUUGAGAAAGGGUGCUGAAAGAUUAAUCUUCGAACAAGUAUUGGUCUGUUUGAGAGGUGUUUACCAUCUUACUAAGAAUCAUACCAGAGGUAACAAGUUUAUGGCUUCAUAUACCAAGUAUAUCUUUGACGAAAUGAAUAGAGGUUAUCCAAUUUAUUCAGUUUUAACUCGUGUCUUUACUGACUAUUUGGAAGAAUUGACAAAGAUUUUGCAAGAACCAACCAAACACUACUUUGUUACUAACAAUUUGACUGAACACGAUCCGUUCCGUUUCUCUUGGUUUAUCUUUGAUGUUAUUAUUAAGAGUUUGACAUUGUGUAUCAAGACUGAUUCUUUGGAUUGUCUCACCAUCAAGGACAGUUGGUAUUUGAAUAAGUCUAACGAUGGAUAUGGGUGGAAUGAUGAACAUCCACUUUCUCAAGAAUACUUUGUGAGAAAGGUCAAACAAUUAAUGCAUCACUUCUGUUCUCGUACAAAGAAAUUAUUGUCUUCUAGUGGUUCAGGUAGACAAAAUAUUGGUUUGAAUAGUAACAGAAACUUGGCAUUGUUUAUUAGAGAUUUAAUUCCAUUCAUUGAUAGAGAAUACUAUAUUGAUAUUGUCAAGCACUAUAUGGAUUGUCUUUCAGGAGAUGCUAGUACUGAAGCACUUUUGAGAUUAAAGUCAGAGUUUGUUGCCAUUUUGUGCGACUAUGACUAUUUCAUUCCACUCAACAGUUUGCAAUUGCAAGAAGGAAACUUUAUGGUUAGACACUUAUUUGAUGUUUUCUUUGCCACCAUUGAAACUAAUAAUGAAAAGCUCAUGCUCAAAGUUGGCAAAUACUUGUUAGAUUUAUUCUGCAAGAUUGACUUUGAUUCAAGAUAUCAAGAUACAUCCAAGAGAGCCGCUAUUGCAGAAAUUUUCUUGUAUUUUGUUGACAGAUAUAUGGAUAAGGAAGAAUACCUUACAAUGUUCCACAAUGAUGAACUUUACAUCUUGACCUCUUUCUGUCUUCUUUGGGUUUUGAGAAACCUCUCAGAACAAAGACUCAUCCAAUGGUGGACUCAAGCUCCUCUACACGUGAUGAUCAAUUGUAUUUCAUUCUUAGACUAUGUAGUCAUGUCUGUACAUCACCUCGAUUAUUCUUCAUCCAUUCCAAAAGAAAGGAAGAAGGGAGGACAAAGAAAUAUUCGUAUCGAAACAGUUUUGUCUGUUAAUUAUAUCCUCAGCAAGAUCACUGAGAAGAAUGUUCUCAAUCAAAUCUUUGAAAAUAUCAAUGUUAAAUAUCCAAUAGAUAAGCUCUUGGCUAACAAGGAAGAAUAUGUCCAAGUCAUUUCAAAACUAGAAAUCACCAGAAAUACCAAGACAAUGACUCCAGUCAAAUCCUUGCUUUUGCGUUCAAUUUCAAGAUUGAUAUUUAACAUGAUUUUCCAAUUGACUAUGAAGGAUGAAUUCAAGGUUGUGUCUCUCAUAUUCCAAGAUUGUUUGCAUCCAUUCCUUACUAGCUUUAACCACAGUCUUGUCUGUCCAGAUUUAUAUGACCUAACAAUUCCAAAGAAGGACAGAGUUCCUUACGCCCAAAAACGUAAGGUUGAACAAAAGUGGAGAUGGCUUUUGGGAGCUUGUAGUUUGUACACUGAAGAACUGAUGGGUGAUAAGGCUAUUGGUGAGUCUAUUCAAAUCUCAAAGGAAUGUAUGGCUUUGCUCUUGGAACCAUUUUCUUAUGUUCUUAACUUUGAGAGUGAAGUUGAUUUGGAAGAUGAACCAGAAGAUGUCAAUGUUGAUAUUAAGCGUAGUACAAUUUCAUCUGGUACAUUGAAGAAGUUGGUGGAAAAAUUCGUAGGAAUGCUAACAUUGGAAGGUGAAACUGAAUUGAGAGGUGUUUUCCAUUCUACCUUCCUCAAUACCUUCUCAUCAUUCACCACAGCACGUUCUCUGAUGAAUCGUCUUAUGGGAGUCUACAGAUCUGUUAUCAAGAAUAACACUGUUCGUCUCUACAUUGAACAAGCAAUGAAUGAACUCCUCAAGGAAGCUUUCCAUGCUCUUGACAAUGAAGCUGUUGCUCUUUAUGCGCACUAUUUUGAAGAAAUUGCCCAACCAAUCAGAAAGAAACAACAAGAGGAUGGUGCAAAGAGGGUUCACCCAACUUUGAAGAAGAUUAGAAAGACUCUUGUUCAAAACUUGCUUAGUUUCAAGAAGGAUGAAUCCGGUUCAACCAGUCAUCAUGGCCAAUCUAACACUGUCAUGAUUCCUAAAGGUGUUCCAAUUGAAAAGUUGAAAGAACCAGAAAUCUCUCUUAACCAAUGGAAGAUUCAAAAGUCCAAAUACAUUAAUGAAGGCAUGCCUAAUCCUUACAAUAUUCAAUUCAACUUGUUGAGUUGGCCAGCUACUGAAAUUGCUAGACAAGAAACUAUUAUUGAUUUGAAGAUCUUUAAGAAGAUUGAAGCAAACGAAUUCUAUAACUCUGCAUGGAGUGAUAUCAAGUACAAGUAUGAAUUGGCUCCUCACAUUUCUUCAUUGACUGACCGUGUAAACAAUAUCAGUUACUGGGUUCAAACUACAAUCUUGACAGAGUCAAAUACCGAAAUUAGAAAGGCAUUGUUUAAGAAGUUUGUUGAAAUUGCUAAGGAAACUUAUGAAUUGAAUAACUAUAGUGCCUUCUUUGCCAUUAUUUCAGGUUUGCAAUCUGUUCCUGUUUAUAGAUUGAAAGAAACAAGAAAAGUUCUCUCACAAGACGAUGCCAACAUCUUUAAGAUCUUUGAUGACUUACAUGCUAACAAUCGUAUCAAAUUGAGAGAAAAUUUGAAGAAUACCAUUGUUAACAAUAAUACUCCAAUCGUUCCAUUUAUUGGUAUCUUCCAAACUGAUUUGACCUUCACUUCUGAUGGUAAUCCUGAUGAAUUUAAUCACCCUAAGAAUCCAAACAAGAAACUCAUUAAUUAUCAAAAGAGAAGAAUUUACUAUAAUACUAUUCAAACUGUAAAGGAUUUACAAAGUUGUUCCAACUUGUAUCGUUUAGAACCUAUUCCUUACCUUCAAUAUGUUCUUAAAGAACAAAUCUUUGAAGGAAUUAUCACCAAUGAUGAUGAACUUCACAAGAAGUCUCUCGUUAUUGAACCAAGAAAAGCCCAAUAAACCACUUUUAUUUA